ACUGGCCGUCAGGCGUGUUGUGUAAACGCUGUUCCGUGCCCUUUUUUUUCGAUUGCUUGGAAAAUCCGGAGCACACACUCUGGGAUUGGACGUAUCUGGUACCUAAGGACAUGCUGAACCUCCUGCGACGUCGUCCAGCGCCCGUGCCCCUUAUCCGGGCCGCGCUUAGCGCUCCCCUCCACACAUCCGAGAGCCGGCCGGGCUAUAUAGUGCUGGUACCGGAGAUUGGAGAGGAGGGCACACUGGGUGAGGGCGUGCUCAAGCCAGACGGUCUGCCUGCCUUCAGUGACAUCACGAUCGAGAUGUGCCUGGGCGCCAUAGGGCAGCAAGCCUCGGCGGUGGAGAAGUCAGUAAAGGCGCUGGAAAGCGACAUACAGAGUGGCAGGCAGCUGGACGCCGCCGGCAUCUUCCGGGAGCUGGACGCCGUCACCGGGCCGCUGGAAACGACCUGGGGUGUGGGCAAAGCUCUGUAUUUGGGCAACUCUACACUGAUUCCCACAAAAUCGUACAUGAACAUCCACGAGAGGGCCCGAAACGCGCGGGCGGCCAAGUUUUGCAACCCGACAGUCUAUAAGGCACUCCAGGAAGCCACUACUGUCUCCGGAGCGGACGAGCAGCGGCUGCGGCAGAAGUUUCUGCUAGAGGGAAAGCUGAAUGGCCUGAUGCUGGAUAAGGAUAAACAGGACGGACUCAAGGAGUUGCUUACCCACUUGGGACGGGAGCGAGCCAGUUUCAAAAACAAGGUCAACAUGGCAGUGCACUCGUUCGGUCAUGUAGUGUCCGACUUUAACCUAGUAAGGGACUUUCCACCCGCUCUGCUAGAGGCAACAGCUGUCGACUCAAGCCAGCCGUUGGAAGGACCCUGGAAGAUCACACUUCAGCCCCAGGUUGUCGACGGUUUCCUUAAACACUGCCCGGAGAGACUGCAGCGCUGGAAUGUGUGGAGGGCAAAUGUAGUGAAGGCUUCUUCGCAGCAGAGCAAGGCCCUGGAGACCAGCACGCACCUGGAAAAGAUCCGAGGGCUGCGCCAGCGACAGGCUAAUCUUCUGGGCUACACCAACUUCGCGGAAAUGUCGAUGCAGACCAAGAUGGUAGGCAGCGUGGACAACCUCAAACAAAUGUUUGCAAAGCUGCUAAAGUUCUCCGGCCCAGCUCAAAGUGUGGAGCUGGAGAAGCUGCAAACCUUUGCCCAGGACUGCGGCUGUGACUACAAACUAGAGGCCUACGACGUGGCCUACUGGCGACGCAAGCAGCUGGCCGCCGAGCAUGGUCUGCAGGAGCAAAAGAUCAGUGAGUUCUUCCCACUGCCGCGGGUUCUAUCCGGAAUGUUCGCUCUAAGCGAAAAGCUUUUCGGUAUCCAGAUAGUGGAGCAACCCAAGGCGGAGGUCUGGCAUCCCGCUGUCAAGUUCUACGACGUGUUCGAUGGGGACUCGCCCAACAGUUCAACGCCAGUGGGCGGUUUCUAUGUGGACUGCUAUUCCAAGGAGCACAAGUUCGGACGCAACAAUGGCUGGAUGGUGGGCAUAAGGAACAGCAACAAGACGGCUGGACUCACUCCUCUCUGCGCUCUGAUCUUCAAUUUCUCUGAGCCGCCGCAAGGUUCGGCCGAGAGUAAGCCACCACUUCUGUGCUACGAUGAUCUCCAGAUGCUCUUUAAGACCUUUGGCAGUGGACUGCAACACAUGCUCACCCAGGCAGGCUAUAGCGAUCUGGCAGGCCUGUCGAAUAUCGAGUGGGAUGCCUCCCAGGUAUCCGGACAUGUGAUGAGCAACUUCUUGGAUGAUCCCACUGUACUUAGGAGUCUGUCUGGUCACUUCAGCAGCGGUGAGCCAUUAGAUGCUGAGCUCUCACAGAAGAUGCGGCUGCUAAAGACCCAACUGGCAGGCUAUAACCUCUGUCAGGACCUUUAUCUGGCUGAUCUUGACGUGGAAUUGCACCGCUCGAACGCGUUCUGGCUGCAGAUUGUACGUAAGCUGUGGCCUGUGUAUCAUUGUAUGCCGCUGGACAAAUUGGACGCCCAUCCCUGCUCCCUCACCGACAUCUUCGCAGGCGAUUGGGCUGCCGCUCAGUUUAGCCAUCUAUACUCCCGCCUCAUAGCCGCCGAUAUCUCAAGCAGCUUCGCGGAACAGCGCAAUGAGGAUAACUAUGCUGCGGUUGGACGACGAUAUAAGCAAACUUUCCUGAGUUCCGGGGGUUCAGUGCCAACGGCGGAGGUGUUCCGCCGCUUCCAAGGUCGCGAUCCCUCCGGCGAGGCCCUGCUCAAGUCCCUGGAUAUAUUUGUUCCCUCGCAGACCACGGAUAGCAAUUGAGGGUCAGGGUCUCUGACCUAAAAUGUUAUCUUUUAUGGUGUAUAGAUUGUCAGCUCUGAUAAGCCUGAUCGAUGACCGCCUGGAGGGUGGGUCGAUUUCUGAGGAGGGAAAGUAAUGCUUGUUGUAUUUCUAGCAAUUGUACUAUAUGUUUAGGUCUGAAAUAUAUAUAUAUAUAUUUUGUUGAAUAUUUUCUAAUUCGACGCCCAUAAAA
Messenger RNA from Drosophila serrata, 2520 nucleotides. RefSeq lists its product as uncharacterized. Gene Ontology annotation, biological process: proteolysis. Gene Ontology annotation, molecular function: metalloendopeptidase activity. The record is from RefSeq and is a predicted model, not a curated record. Lineage: Eukaryota; Metazoa; Arthropoda; Insecta; Diptera; Drosophilidae.